Molecule: messenger RNA, 4566 nt
Organism: Podarcis muralis (Common wall lizard)
Lineage: Eukaryota; Metazoa; Chordata; Lepidosauria; Squamata; Lacertidae
Gene: ARHGEF3
Product: Rho guanine nucleotide exchange factor 3
Biological process (GO): intracellular signal transduction; positive regulation of Rho protein signal transduction
Molecular function (GO): guanyl-nucleotide exchange factor activity
Source: RefSeq, a predicted model, not a curated record
AGAAACCCAACUCCGACACGGAGGGAUAUUACCGUUACCCCCACGAGGAACUCUUCCCGAGAGGGAAAAACCUUUUCGGUUGACCGAACCGACGCAAUGCUGAGGCCAAAAGAGAGCGGAAUAGAGGCCCCAACAACAGCGGCCGGGAGCAAAGCGCUCCCCGUCACGUCUGAACGCUCUAACCUCGAGCGCCCGCGCUGGCUCGGGGCCCCGACUCGCGGUUAGCGCGCUUAAGAGGCGUGAGGCGAAGAAGCGAGCGUUUCUGCUCGUGGCCGCCGUCGCGGCUGUUUCAAAACUGAGGCGGGUGCUGCGCGCCAGGAGCCGAGCCAAGGGGGCGGGGCCUCGUGUGUGAACUGAGGGAGCCGCGGCGGCGGCGGGUGAAGUUAGCAGAUUUAUUUUCAUUUCCCCCCUUCUCUCUCUAUUUUUGCGGCCGCCCUGUCAGGAGUCCCCCUAACCCCGGCUCCGCGCGGCCGCUGACAGGGGGCUGGAAGCCGCUCCUGCCGCCUCCUCGCUUUCCCAUUAGCAGCUCCCGCCCACCAGCCCACCGGGCCGGGGCCUGACGGACCGACUGACAGACCCGCUUCUCCUUUCUUUCCGGGCUGGUGGGGAAGCGGCACCCCUCGCGCGGCCCCGCGCCUCAGUUGCCAGGUCGGUCUGCCGGCAGCUCCCGCCUCCCCUCCUCCGGAGCUUCCCAUGCAGGGGGCUGACGAAGAGGAGCCGCCAAGCGCCAGGGCAAUGAACACUAGUAGACCUGCCAUUCUUAUAAGCAGCCCUACAGUGAUAAGCCAGUGUGCCCAAAGAGAGACGGAAGAAAACACAACAUGGCCUAAACAGCAGCAGCAGAACAACUUUUCCUUGUUUACUUCCACCAAAGGCUGGAAUUUCAGAGGGAAGAAACGCAAGCAGAGCGCCCAGAGCGAAGAUGUAAUCAGUGUCUGCAGCUUUGACUCAAAUGAGCCCAGUAAUAAGCGGGUCAGGCCUCUUUCUAGAGUGACAUCACUAGCAAGUUUAAUUCCUCCUGUUCGAGCAACUCCUUUGAAACGAUUCGGUCAGACGCUUCAGCGUUCCAUCAGUUUUCGCAGUGACAGUCGGCCAGAUCUGCUUGCCUCAAGACCCUGGACUAGAAAUGUACCCCCUGCUAGCACCAAGCGAAGAGACAGUAAACUUUGGAGUGAGACCUUUGAUGUUUGUGUCAAUCAGAUGCUGACAUCCAAAGAAAUCAAGCGGCAAGAGGCAAUUUUUGAACUUUCACAAGGAGAAGAAGACUUGAUAGAAGACCUGAAGUUAGCAAAGAAGGCUUACCAUGACCCAAUGCUUAAACUUUCCAUCAUGUCAGAGCAAGAAUUAAACCAAAUAUUUGGGACACUGGACUCUUUAAUUCCUUUGCAUGAAGAUCUUCUUAGACGGCUAAAAGAAAUUAGGAAGCCUGAUGGAUCUACAGACUGUGUUGGUCACAUCCUUGUGGGCUGGUUGCCUUGUCUAAAUUCCUACGAUAGUUACUGUAGCAACCAGGUAGCUGCCAAAACUUUGCUGGACCAGAAGAAGCAGGAUCAUCGAGUUCAAGACUUCUUACAGCGUUGUCUAGAGUCACCUUUCAGCCGUAAACUGGACCUCUGGAAUUUCCUUGAUAUCCCAAGAAGCCGUCUAGUGAAGUACCCACUACUGCUUAGAGAGAUUCUGCGACACACGCCAAACGAUCAUCCAGACCAACAGCACAUCGAAGAAGCUAUUAAUAUUGUCCAAGGAAUAGUGGCAGAAAUCAACAAAAAGACGGGUGAAUCUGAAUGCCAGUAUUACAAAGAGAGGCUAAUUUAUCUUGAUGAAGGCCAAAAGGACUCCUUGAUAGAUGAUUCACGUGUUGUGUGCUGUCAUGGUGAACUAAAGAACAACCGGGGAGCGAAAUUGCAUGUGUUUCUCUUCCAAGAAGUACUGGUAAUUACUCGAGCUGUUACACAGAAUGAACAACUCUGUUACCAAUUGUAUCGGCAACCCAUCCCUGUGAAGGAUCUUGUGCUAGAAGACUUGCAAGAUGGAGAGGUGCGAUUGGGUGGAUCCAUACGUGGUGCAUUUAGCAACAAUGAGAGAAUUAAAAACUUCUUUAGAGUCAGCUUCAGAAAGGGAUCUCAAAGCCAGUCUCACUCACUGCAAGCAAAUGACACCUUCAACAAACAGCAGUGGCUCAACUGUAUCCGUCAAGCCAAAGAAUCAGUCUCCUGCGCAUCAAGCGAAAUCCGGACACUUGAUUCUGAAGACCCCUUACUAACAUCAUCGAGUACAUCAUCAAGUAGGAACAGAAUACCCCGGCAGGAAUCUAAGCUUGAGCAAAUGGACCAAUCAGACAGUGGGUCUGACUGUAGUAUGGACAUCAGUGAAAUCAGCAUUGACUGUGACCACAUGGAGCAGACAUACCCUUGGCAGACUGACAAAGAGAUAGAAAGCAAUGUCUGACAACAACUGCAUAGUGGUCUUCUGUGUCUUACCUGUACAGUAUUUGCAUUCCGCAUAUGGAACAAGAAGCACUUUUUAAUAUUUUUGUCACAAUGUCAACUCAGUCUCUAUUAUAUUUGUACCUUUAAACCAUAGUACUGUAACUGCUGGUGUGCGUAAUUUGAUAUGGCAACUAUAAUCCUGUGAUAAUUCUGUAAACGUCUCUGUGGCUGAGAGAGGUUAUUUGACCAAUUAUUUCCAAUGUCUUGCUGGUAGAUAUGACCUCUAAGCUACUGUUUUUAUGCAUAUUACAUACCAAGAAUCUCUGUUUUAUAAAGUGCCCUAUUUUGACCUCUCACAAGGCAACCACACACAAGGACAUGAACAAAGCAUUUUAAAGCUAUCACAUCCAGAAAUUGUGAAUGAUGUGUGUAGGUUUCAAAAAAAGCUUGAAAGACUAAAACUAAGAGUCUCAUUGAUUGGUGACUUUCAUCAUCUUAAUUUAACAGUUAUGGCCAGUGCAGAAUAUGUAUUUUCUCAGUUCACAGAUGCAAGCUAAAAGGUCAUUUGAAAGUAAGUUGUGUGCCAGUACUGAAAUUUCAGGUGAAAAUUCCAGUUUAUAUGAUGGUGUUUUCUGAUAAUUGGAUGGUAGUUUACCUACUGUCCCAUUUAGAAUAAAGCAUUAAAAGCGUAAAGAAGCUGAAACAUCAAAAUACUUCAUUUAAAUUGCUGUGUUUUGUUUUAUGUAGCCCUUUCUGUGUGCACAGCCAGACAGUUUGUAUGCAAAAUGGUGCUUCUAAAAUAUUAACAUUUUAGCUGUAUCUAAUGUUAUACUGCCCUCAGGAUAGCCAUUUUGUGAUGUCUACAAAAAUAAGCCUUUCUUCUGUCAUCCCAGUGUCCGCUGCCUGCUCUCUUAUGUGUGAUUCACAGAUACAGACACUUCUAUUAAAAGACCUGUAUGGGGAACCUGUUCAGUGUCAUCCUCAAGGCCAGAAUUGAGAACAAAGCCCAGGUGGGCUCCCCAGACUUCUGUAACAGGCUUACAGAAAGUUAGGACUGGGACUACACCACAUGCUAAUAAAAAUGUUGAUUUCUUAUUGGCUCUGUUCAGAGAAUUAACCUCCAUGUUAUUUGGGUGUGUUCUGGCUUAAUUAUGAUUAAAGUAAGGGGUGACUCUAAAUUUUAUAACUAUGGUUUGCAAUCAUUUUUCUAAUGCAACCCACCAGAGGAAUUUUGCUUAUUCAGGAGUCAGCUACAAACACACACACACACUGCAUAUUUGUUUCUAAAGACAUAUGCACACAGCAUUCACUAUUGCUGCAUCUCUAGAAACUCACACCUCAAAAAGUGUUUGACCCACUCUUUCGACCUAUUGGUCUGAAAAUUACAUUUGACUAGCCUGGCACCCUUAAAGUAGGUAAAAUGUCAAUAAAAUUUGUAUUUAUGAAUCAAACUCUAAUUUCAAAUGUAAGGUUAAACAGUACUGUAAUGCUGAAUUUGACCCUUUCUAAAGAAGGGUCCUGAAAUUUGCAACCUAGUGCACUGAAAUGUUAUCUGAUACCACUAUUUCCAUUUUCUGCACAGUGUAGAGUCUAACGUCAGCACUGCAGAAGCAUUGAUAUUGCCAAAAUACAUACUUCAUACAUUUUACAUGUUUACAGAAAAACUGUAAGAGUAAAUAAGAUGUCAAUUUUAAUUUGUAAAGAUGUUCUGCUGUGUUAGAAGAAUCGUGCUGAGAUAAUUGAUAAGAAAGCAGGUUACCUAUAUUUUUUCAAACAAAAUUAUGGUCAAUUUUACUCUAUAGAACAUAUUUCUGUAUGUAUAGGUUUUAAAUAUGGUUGUUUUCUAUUUCAGGCUUGUAAUUUAUUUUAAUUGCUUCAUUUUGGAAGUUGAGUAUUAGCCAAUCCAGAGUAAGUGGAAGUAUUUUUCAAAAUAGAAGGAAGUAGAAAGUAUAUUAGGAUGUGAACUACUGAAAUGACAAAUACUUGCCAAAAUGUUGGAGAUACUGUGUAAUGUCUUCAUUUCUUAAAAAUAAUUGAUGUAUUGAUUAAAUCUCUCUCUCUUUUUUUUUUGCAUAAUAGCCUUACACUGUUCUCAAAGCAUUUCAAAUAAAUUACACUGAACUGUCUAUUUUUUAAA